Molecule: messenger RNA, 3977 nt
Organism: Paramormyrops kingsleyae
Lineage: Eukaryota; Metazoa; Chordata; Actinopteri; Osteoglossiformes; Mormyridae
Gene: cobll1b
Product: cordon-bleu WH2 repeat protein-like 1b
Molecular function (GO): actin monomer binding
Source: RefSeq, a predicted model, not a curated record
UAUUUUUUAAUGCGGCAACGUUGAUGUUUAAGCAGUUUUAAAUCGCUGAACGGAGCCUUCCUAUAAUUAAAAGUAAGUUUCUUCUUGAAGCUAUGACGUAAUUGUCAAACGCAUCCUCCCUCCCACUUCAGUAUAUCAGAAGUCAUUUAUCUGGCCGUGAAAAACUUUAAACAUGUCUUAAGUCACUGAAUAUGCGCAAAUGCGCACUUGUCUGAGUUUUCCUUCGUAAAAGACUUUGAAUCAGUUAGGAAUGGACAACCUUGGUGUGCAAGGUACUUUGCACCGUCUACCUCCAGCUACCAGCCCCUCCCUCAGGAGAUCCACCAAGAGCAGAGCUCCGACUCCCCCGGCCAGUGCACAAACUUCAGGAAGCCCGAGGGCUCUUCAGCGACUCCCGGGUCUUCCGCCGGUCACCAUGGAGCAGAAGGAGAACAUGACCGACAGGGACUUGACCCUGACUGUGGUCCUUCCAGGGGGUGUUGAGAGGACCGCUGUGGUACAUGGCAGCAAGCCCAUGAUGGACCUCUUGGUCAUGCUUUGUGGCAAGUACCGCCUGAAUCCCUCUAGCCACGCCAUCGAACUGAUCUCCACCAAUCAGAAUCGCAUCAAGUUCAAGCCCAACGCUCUCAUAGGAGCCCUGGAGGCCGAAAAGAUCUUGCUGAAGCCCAAAGGAGCCGAUAAGAAUAAGGCGGUGGGCCCUCAGAUCCCAGAGGCUACGGUUCGGCUGAUAAUAAACUACAAGAGGGCACAGAAGACCAUUCUGAGGGUGAACCCUCAAGUCCCCUUAAAGGAACUCCUACCAGCCAUUUGUGAGAAGUGUGAAUUUGAGUGCCAGGAUACGGUUCUAUUGAGGGACGUGCUGUCGGCGGAGCCCCUGGAUUUGAGCAAAUCCCUCAACGACUUCGGCCUGAGGGAGGUGUACGCCAAGGAAUCAAAAGGUAACAAUGCAAGUAAAGACUUUGAACGCUCUCUGAUCCUGCAAGAAAGAAAUUAUAGUCCACAAAGCAAAGGUAACACGCCAAAAGAGAUGGAAAACAAAGGAUUGUUCAGAAUGUUUAGAAGAAGCAAGAAGAGGCUUGAACGGAGCGCCGCAGCCAGUGCGCCGGCCUCCCCCACGGUGACCAAGCAGUCCUCCACCCUGACGAGCAGCAGCGGCCCAGCGUACAGCUCCAACACCAUGCCCACCGACGUGCCGAAGAAGAGGCGGGCCCCUCUGCCGCCCAUGAUGAUGUCACAGAGUGCCCCGUCUGGCCUUGAUGGUCACCGAGUAGAGGCCCUAUCUGACGAUUCCCAGAUGCUGUCUGGGUCGAGUUGUUCAGGCUCCCCUGAAACUUCCACGAAGAGGGUCAAGCGGAGGGCGCCGCAGCCCCCCUGCACAGUCACCCCGGGUACCCCUCAUCAGGAUGACGGCGUAAAUGGAAGAACAAUCUCCCAGAGCACGCUGGAGGAGAUCCACGAGCUGGAGGAGAUACUCUCUCCUCCGAUGCUGAGCUCCAGCCCCGUAUCUGCCCCCCCCCCUGCCCCGGUGGAUUGUGGGAAAGCAGACCUCGCCUCUGAUCCUGCUGACUGCAACACGCAGAGCUCCCUGCAGUCUGAGCACACGGGGGAAGAUCAUUCUAGUGAUCUUUCCUCAGAUGGCAAACUGGUUGGGAAGUCUGGGGCCAGCCAGCAUUGUACGGAACAAACACUGAAUACUGAAGAGACUGAUAUUCCCCAAAUGGGAGGCACAGAGACCCAGGCAAAUCUGACCGAAGAAAGGGACAUUCAGGUUAGCCUCUCUUCUGAGAACGGACUGGUCCCAGAUGGGGAUGGAGAACAGUGUCCGGCUAGACUGCAUAAUGAUCAACAACCUCGAACCCAGAGCCCUACUCCCCCAAACCCCCCUUCCCAGGAUUCAGGGCCGUGUGCUUCGGACCAGCUUAAUGGCAGCACCACCUUCUGGGACCAGCUGGAGAAAGCUGACCUAAACGUAGAUGCACACAGCAUCCAUGAAGAAGAGUCCCAGAUUGCAUUUUCAUCUACUACUGAGCCAGCAGCAGCUGAAGCAGCCAAGCUGAAGAAAGACAUGGCUACCUCCACGGAGGAGCUCUGCAUCUCGGAUCACUGGACUGCUCCAGCCACAUUCGAGUGUCUGCGGUCACCUGUCACGAAGGGCGCUCUCAUUUAUGCGAAGGAAACGACUCCCAAACCCAAACUGCCAGUCAAGUUCCCGCGGGGAUACACGCCGAAGGUGGGCCUCACCACCUUCACUGUCGUCCCUCAGAAGACCCUCAAGAAGGUGAGGCUGUUUGAGGUGGAGGUCACGCUUGAGGCUCCCAGUGCAGUAGGGCAGCAGGAAUCGGCUACCAGCCCCCCAGAGACUGGAAAACAUCAAAUGGCGUCGGGACAGAUGCAGCUGUCGGAGUCGUGUGCCCCUGCACCAAGCCACGAUAGCUGUGAAAAUGACAUGAGUAUGAUCAAUGACGGUGGUGGCCAUAGCAACGUAGACUCAACUCAGCCAGACCUUGUUCCCCCUGUAGUUCCUGCAGGAGAUGGCAAGGGCUACGAACCUUCACUCACUUUUGAUGGAAGCAUCAAGGCCGGUCCAGCACUUCAGAUCAAAGGCAAGAAAAUCCCACCUGCAACAAAGCCCAAGCCAGCCUCGUUCCGCCUGCCGCAACACAUACAAACACCUGGGUAUCCCGUUACCUCAGUGACCGUGAGUAAUGUGAGCACCAGCCCAGACGGGGCUCCAGGGCAACAGGGAAAAGAAUUGCCCCGGGAACAGUCUACCGAGAUGAAUUUCUCUCUUUCGUCUCCACCCUCUCGUCUUCCUGCGGAGCAUUGGGAGGAGGAGUGGGCUGGAAGGAGCCCUCGGGGGGUGGGGAGGACUCAAGAAAAACCCUCCCCUGAAAUCUCAAAGCGAGCAGGAGCCCUCGCUAAGCCGCCUCCCCCUGGACUGAGUCUGGAGAAGUUGAGGAGUUUUGCGGCUCCCAAACCAUACUCUCCCGCCAAUCCCUCUCGGUUCGCCUUGGCCGUGUCCUCGGCAGUCAGGAGGUCCCAGUCCCUCACCCAAGGUCCCGGCGUCGGUUGCUCAAAGCCCAGUUACAUACUACCUGUGCAAGAUUUUAAAGAACAAUCAAGAGGCCUGGAAAAGGAGAUACGGGACGUGGAGGGAGGAAGAGAGCAUGUGCAACGAGAAGCGGUUCCCAGAGGUCAGGGAUCGGGGAGAAUCUCGCCUGCAGCGGUGACGGACGCCAGCAGACACGGAGAGGCACGUGGACAAGGCCCCGGCUGCGCGGGCGUAGCGGAGUGUGACGGAGACUGACUGGAACUUGUAGAGACGUGACGUGUGGAGCAGCGAAUUCAGUGCUGUCACAUGACUUCUGAAGACCCGCCUCGAAAAGCUACUGGCCAGGCUGUACAAAAAGAGGAGGAAAGGAGUGUUAUUGGAACCCCAGAAAUCUGUGGGGUAGCCCUGCUGAAAAUACAGCCAAUUUAAAAGAUAUCGUUAUAUAAAGGUCAUAUAAUCCUAAUAUUUUCUUUAUUCUUGUACCAUAUUUCACAAUGUUUAAUAUGAGAUUUAUAAAAUUGGUUAAUUUUAUAUUAUCUAUGAUUUGUGUAUAUAUAUAUACAAACAAUAUAUACAUAUAAAAGACUGGUUUAAAUUAUUAGUAUUAAAAUUAAGCUUAAUUUCUGAACUAGAGAAUUAAAGAUUUAUAAAUAUGGUACUUUUAUUACAAAUCAUUUAUACUCAUUUUUUAUAUAUUGUAUUUUUGUGUGUAUAUACAGUAUAUUGUAUAUGUUAAAAAUCAAAUCCGUUUAAAAUCCACUUUUGUUGUUCAGACACAAAGGUACUAUAUUACCAUACAUUACACUGGGUGGAAAUUUUCAAAUAAACAUGUUAGACGCAGCUGAACUAUCCAACUGUGUAAAAUUAAUUUUAUUUCCUUUGGUGAUUGAUCCCAUAUAAUAAAGAUGCUUCGGUUAUGAUUUCA